GACCUGCUGCGACUGAUCAAGGAACUGGCGAAAUACGAGGAUAUGGAGGACCAAGUGGUGCUAACCGAGAAAGAACUGCUUGAGGAUGGUUUUGGCGAGCACCCUUUCUACCACUGUCUGGUUGCAGAAGUGCCCAAAGAACAGUGGUCAUCUGAAGAACACAGCAUUGUGGGCUUUGCCAUGUAUUACUUCACCUAUGAUCCGUGGAUUGGAAAACUGCUGUAUCUUGAAGAUUUCUAUGUGAUGGCCGAGUACAGAGGACUUGGCAUUGGAUCAGAAAUUCUGAAGAACUUGAGUAAGGUUGCUGUGAAGUGCCGCUGCAGCAGUAUGCACUUCCUUGUUGCGGAGUGGAACGAACCAUCCAUCAGGUUCUACAAGAGAAGGGGUGCCUCUGAUCUGUCCACUGAGGAAGGGUGGAGGCUCUUCAAGAUAGACAAAGAAUACCUCUUGAAGAUGGCAACAGAAGAGUGAAAAGAUCAUUCCAGCAAAUAAAAUCUGUCUACAGAUACUUGCGCUCUCUGAAUAAACUCCUUGCUUUCUGUGUACAGUUUGUAGUGGAAUAAAGUAGUGUGGAUGCUAAUCCUGAAAGUGCUACCUAUGCAGAUGUGGUCAUAGAAUAAUUGAUACUGUGAUCAGCAGUUGAGGCAUCUCUAAAGCCAUGUAUGUGCUUGUGUGCAUCCUUUACCAGUGUGGGCUUGUAGUCUUUGUAUAUGGAAACUUCAUUCUUGUAAGUGUCAUUCAAAUGUGUACAAUGUACACACUGGUAGGGUUUGUUUUAAUUAUUGCCUUUUAUAAAAAUAAAUAGUGGUUUCACUUCA
Molecule: messenger RNA, 818 nt
Organism: Pezoporus occidentalis (night parrot)
Lineage: Eukaryota; Metazoa; Chordata; Aves; Psittaciformes; Psittacidae
Gene: SAT1
Product: spermidine/spermine N1-acetyltransferase 1
Exons: 6
Molecular function (GO): diamine N-acetyltransferase activity; spermidine binding
Source: RefSeq, a predicted model, not a curated record